Messenger RNA from Hyalella azteca, 5661 nucleotides. RefSeq lists its product as uncharacterized. Bases 62 to 5188 code for a protein of 1708 amino acids. NCBI's taxonomy places the organism in Eukaryota, Metazoa, Arthropoda, Malacostraca, Amphipoda, Hyalellidae. The transcript has 3 exons. The record is from RefSeq and is a predicted model, not a curated record.
AGUGGUUCAGGUCUCGUGGAGAGAACGCUUCUGCCUCCGUAGGAUCAAGAUUAUUGCCAAAAUGAAGUUGGCAUUUUUGUUUGUCGUGUGCCUCUGCACUCUGACUUACAGUCUUCCAUUUAAUGGACAAACCAGCGACUCAGUGGGAUCCGACAAAAGUUCAGGGUCGAGUUUCGGACCCAUCCUACUGAAGGAUUCAAACGCCACCACCAACGCAAAAUCGCCAGGGUCAACGCUCAACCCUGCAUCAACCGUUGGAGGAUCAAGCAGUUUUGUCCGAAGAUCCACUGGAGAAGACUCUGCUCCAGUAGCUGGACUCUCACCUUCUGGAGCUGCAUCCUCUACAAGUGGAAGUGCUCCAGCCGACAAAGCUGGAAGCUCAGAUAAAGAUAGAAAGACUCCUGCUGGAACUCCCGCUUCAACUAUUGGAGGAUCAAGCAGCUUUGCCAGAAGAUCCACUGGCGAAGAUGCUGCACCAGCAGCUGGACUCUCACCAUCUGGAGCUGCAUCUUCUGCAAGUGGAAGUGCUACAGCCGACAAAGCUGGAAGCUCAGAUAAAGAUAGCAAGACUCCUGCUGGAACUCCCGCAUCAACCGUAGGAGGAUCAAGCAGCUUUGUCCGAAGAUCCACUGGUGAAGACACUGCACCAGCAGCUGGACUCUCACCAUCUGGAGCUGCAUCUUCUGCAAGUGGAAGUGCUACAGCCGAAAAAGCUGGAAGCUCAGAUAAAGAUAGCAAGACUCCUGCUGGAACUCCCGCAUCAACCGUAGGAGGAUCAAGCAGCUUUGUCCGAAGAUCCACUGGCGAAGACACUGCACCAGCAGCUGGACUCUCACCAUCUGGAGCUGCAUCUUCUGCAAGUGGAAGUGCUACAGCCGACAAAACUGGAAACUCAGAUAAAGAUAACAAGACUCCUUCUGGAACUCCCUCAUCUGCCGUUGGAGGAGCAAGCAGUUUUGUCCGAAGAUCCACUGGAGAAGACACUGCACCAGCAGCUGGACUCUCACCAUCUGGAGCUGCAUCCUCUGCAAGUGGAAGUGCUACAGCCGACAAAGCUGGAAGCUCAGAUAAAGAUAGCAAGACUCCUUCUGGAACUCCCGCAUCAACCGUUGGUGGAUCAAGCAGCUUUGUCCGAAGAUCUACUGGCGAAGACGCUGCACCAGCAGCUGGACUCUCACCAUCUGGAGCUACAUCCUCUGGAAGUGGAAGUGCUACAGCCGACAAAACCGGAAACUCAGAUAAAGAUAGCAAGACUCCUGCUGGAACUCCCGCAUCAACCGUUGGAGGAUCAAGCAGCUUUGUCCGACGAUCCACUGGCGAAGACACAGCACCAGCAACUGGACUAUCAUCAUCUGGAGCUGCAUCCUCUGCAAGUGGAAGUGCUACAGCCGACAAAGCUGGAAGCUCAGAUAAAGAUAGCAAGACUCCUGCUGGAACUCCCUUAUCUGUCGUUGGAGGAACAAGCAGUUUUGUCCGAAGAUCCACUGGAGAAAACACUGCACCAGCAGCUGGAUUCUCACCAUCUGGAGCUGCAUCCUCUGCAAGUGGAAGUGCUACAGCCGACAAAGCUGGAAGCUCAGAUAAAGAUAGCAAGACCACUGUUUCAAAUCCAGCAUCAGAAACUGCACAUGGCACCAGAUUUGUCCGCAGAUCCGCUGGAGAAGAAACUGCAUUGCCAGGAAAGAACUCUACUUUCGGAAACAGUACCUUCGGAAAUGCUACUUCCGGAAACAAUACUUCCAAUGCGACAUCCACAUCUGGAGAAAAUAACUCCACUUCUUUUAAUUCUACUAUUCAUAGCAUCCUAGGUUUCUUCCACCGAACUGGGGAGGAAGCAACAGAUGGAGGAGACGUGAAGGCCAACAAAACGCGGAGAUCAGCCGAAGAUACCGAUGACGCGCAGUCUAAAUUUAAUAGUACAGCUGCAUCUGGCAGUCCUCCAGCAUCCCACUUUGGAUCUGCAAGCAGUUUUGUCCGCAGAUCAGCUGGAGAAGGAACUGCUCCGUCUGGAGCACCAGUAGCUGGACUUUCGCCAUCAGGAGCUGCAUCCCUUCCCACCAAAAAUUAUGACGACGAUGAUUCUGAUGAAGAUGAUAAAGAUAGCCAGCAUUCCGCGGCUUCUCCUGUAUCACAUUCUGGAGCGGCCAGCAGUUUUGUCCGUAGAUCUGCUGGAGAAAAUAAUGCUCCAGUAGCUGGACUAUCAUCAUCUGGAGCUUCAUCUUCUGCCACUGGAAAUGACGACGAUGAUGAUGAUGUUGACCAUGAUGUCUCGGCUGAAGAUAAAAAGGUUCCCGCUGCUCCUUCAGCAUCACAUUCUGGAGCUGCAAGCAGCUUUGUUCGAAGAUCCACUGGAGAAGAUUCUGCAUCAGCUGGAGCACCAGCAGCUGGACUUACCCCGACUGGAGCUGCAUCUUCCGCCACUGGUAACGAUAGUGAUGAUGAUGAUGAUGAUGACACAAACAGCGACAGCAAGCGUCCCGCUGCUUCCUCUUCACCACAUACUGGAGUGGCCAGCAGAUUUGUUCGAAGUUCUACUGGAGAAGAUUCUGCACCAGUAGCCGGACUCACAGCAUCAGGAGCUGCAUCCUCUGCAAGUGGAAGUGCUUCAGCGGUCAAAGCAGGAAGCUCAGACAAAGAUAGCAAGACUCCUGCUGGAAAUCCCGCAUCAACCAUUGGAGGAUCAAGCAGCUUUGUCCGAAGAUCCACUGGAGAAGACACCGCACCAGUAGCUGGACUUUCACCAUCUGGAGCUGCAUCCCCAGCAAGUGGAAGUUCUUCAGCCGACAAAGCUGGAAGCUCAGACAAAGAUAGCAAGGUUCCUGCUGGAAGUUCCACUUCACACAUUGGCGGAUCAAGCAGCUUUGUCCGAAGGUCUACUGGAGAAGACAGCGCAUCAGUGGGAAAGCCUGUAGCAGGACUCUCGCCAUCAGGAGCUACAUCUUCCGCUAAUGGAAGCGAUGAUGAUGAUGAUGACUCAGAUGACGACAGCAAGCGUCCCGCCGCAUUUCCUUCAUCACAAUCUGGAGCAGCAAGCAGCUUUGUCCGAAGAUCCACUGGAGAAGACACUGCACCAGCAGCUGGACUCUCACCAACUGGAGCUGCAUCCUCUGCAAGUGGAAGUGCUUCAGCCGACAAAGCAGGAAGCUCAGACAAAGAUAGCAAGACCCCCGCUGGAAGUUCCACAUCACACAUUGGCGGAUCAAGCAGCUUUGUCCGAAGAUCCACUGGAGAAGACAGCGCAUCAGCGGGAAAACCUGUAGCAGGACUCUCGCCAUCAGGAGCUACAUCUUCCGCUAAUGGAAGCGAUGAUGAUGAUGAUGACUCAGAUGACGACAGCAAGCGUCCCGCCGCAUUUCCUUCAUCACAAUCUGGAGCAGCAAGCAGCUUUGUCCGAAGAUCCACUGGAGAAGACACUGCACCAGCAGCUGGACUCUCACCAACUGGAGCUGCAUCCUCUGCAAGUGGAAGUGCUUCAGCCGGCAAAGAUGGAAACUCAGAUAAAGAUAGCAAGACUCCUACUGGAAGUUCUACUUCACACAUUGGCGGAUCAAGCAGCUUUGUCCGACGAUCGGCCGGAAAUGAUAACAGUUCGCCCGUAACGUCGGUUGGGGGACUUUCACCCUCUGCAGUUGCUUCCUCCAGCACCAACGACGAAGGAUUGAAAGGAGGAUCUAACAGCUCACGCUCUAGCACAUCUGUUGGUGCUUCGCAUUCUAUUGUUCGCAGGUCUGCUCAGUUUGCUUCCUCAAGCGGAGCGUCUCCUUCCGCAGUUGCUUCUUUCGGAACCUCAAGCGCACAGACAGGGGCCACAUCGUCCGCAUCAAAUAGGACCUCGUCAUUCGACUCUUCCAAUAGAGGAACAACGUCGUUUAGUAACUCUCCAUCAAGCCUUGGUUCAUCUUCCUCCCAUCAGGGAGUUGCUGGUUCAUCUCGUUUUGACAGAUCAGCUCAGUUGACCCCUUCAAGCGGAGCAUCUGCAUCUGGUGUGUCUACCUUCGGACGUCCAGUGUCAGUAUCAGCAAGAAACUCAUCAAUUGAGUCAUCGAAUAGAGGAACGGGGACAUUCGGUAGCCCUGCAUCAAGCGUUAACCCUAUUUCAUCCAACUCUGGAGUUGCAAGUUCAUCUCGUUUUGACAGAUCAGCUCAGCUGACUCCAUCAAGCGGAGCAUCCCCAUCUGGUGUUUCUACUUUCGGGAGGCCUGUGUCAGCAUCGGCGAGGAACUCAUCAAUUGAGUCUUCGAACAGGGGAGCGACGUCGUUCGGCAGUUCUACAUCAAACGUCGGCUCUAUUUCAUCCAAACCAGUAGCUUCAAGCACUCCCGUUCGUACAUUCCAACGGAGAUCUGCUCAAGAACAGCCUGGAACUUCUGCAGGGUCAUCCUCUGGAAUUGGACGUCCAUCUGUAGGCGCUUCUGGACAAGGAGCAUCUAUUGGUUUCCAAUCACCUUCUUCGACUUUUGGAAGCCAAGGUUCAUCAGCGAGUAACGCCAAUGGUGGAGCCCAAAGCUCUGAUGGUCGUCCUGCUUCUCCCUUUGGGUCACCUUCAAGCUCAGCUCCUGCACCAUCAGGGCAUUUCGUUCGCAGAUCCGCUGAUGACUCGACAACCAAGGUCCCAACGACCACUGCUCGUUCCGUUUCUGGAGUUGGAGCGGCUGGACUUCCUCCUUCAGCAAUCCAACCAGCAGCUUCAUCUGGAUCAUCAGCAAAGCAAUUUAAUCGGAGAUCAGCGGACGAUUUCAACAGCGGGGAAGAUACAUUUGCACCUGACCAGUUUGGAUCUGGGCAAGUAGCUUCGGAAAGCCAAUUUGGGGCCCCUUCUUUCGGAAGUCAAGAGCCUGAUAGCAUCAAUGCCCCCACUUUCUUUAGUGCCGGUCAGCCUGAUUCGUCAUCAAGCUUUUCUAGCUCUUCCUUCGAUGGCUCAAGCUUCUCUUCUGGAGCGAGAAGCCCUGCCUUCCCAUCCUCGGGUGGCUUCGCUGGCUCAGGAGUGAGCUCUGGUUUUGCCAAGCGGCAAGGCGCAGAGGAGUCCUCAGCAACUGAACAUCCGCCCCUAGAAUCUGACGAUGAAGCUACCAAGUUACGUCGUCGCCAGGAGCUUCAUGAGCUUCGCAAGAAGUACAUUUUUGACCAGAACAAUUCGGGCGGAACUCAGUUAGCUUAUGAUAAACCCGCGCCUCCAAGUGAUUCUUAAUCUUUCUAAUUAUCUAUAACAGUGAAAAUUCCUGAAUUGUUUACUUCUGAACAAUUCAGUUUUUUCUUAUUUCUCUGCAACUUUUGGUUUUCUUUACAAUCCCUUACAUAGUGUGUAGUACCAUACUGCUGAUUUUAAGAUUUCCUAUUUCUAACCAAGCCUAGAGUAUCUGCAUUGUCAAAGCACACGAUUUAAUACAUUUCUACAACUGAUUCGUAAUAUUUUUCUUAAUAUACCCUAUUUUUCUGACUCAAUCUUUUCAUAUUUUUAAAUUAUUGUCUACUGUUCUUCCGUUGUUAUUCUGUUAGAUUACACGAUGAUUUAAUAACAAGAAAAAUAUUAUUGCGAACGAAGUUGCACUUUAUUCAGGAUCUCGGUUUCGGAUCUUCUUUUUUUAGUUAUUAAUAUAUUAAGUAGAAACAACUACAUUUAUUUGUUCCCUUGCCAACUGAAUUAAAGUUGUCUAAAAUUAA